Molecule: messenger RNA, 1401 nt
Organism: Penaeus vannamei (Pacific white shrimp)
Lineage: Eukaryota; Metazoa; Arthropoda; Malacostraca; Decapoda; Penaeidae
Source: RefSeq, a predicted model, not a curated record
CGUGAGGACGCGGCGCUGCGCCAUCUGCGGUCCUCGGACGCUCCAGCUGGUGUCAUGGCGUCGCGGUCAAGGUGACGACCCGCUGAAGGCCACCUGCGCCCUCCAGCUGCCACCGACGUCCCCUUCGCACUCCGACCAUGUUUAACAUGAGCACCGCAGCGCCCCUUUUGGCUGCCGCGCUGACGACCCUCGCCCCGCCCACGGCUCAGCCCACGCUCGCGCCCACGUCCUCCACGCCCGUCAUCUCGCCCCCGGCGUCCCUACAGCCGCCCUCGCUCAAUCCUUCCCUCAACCUGACCGCGGGCGUGAGCGAGGGCGUGAACGAGACCGCCCUUCCCGCGGCCGACGAUGACGACGUCUACGCCACCUUCCUGGACGUGUCGCGGUACGUGGUGCAGCGCGUGCUGGUGCCCCUCGUCCUCGUCGUGGGCGUCGUGGGCAACUCCGUGACGAUCGUGGUCCUGACGAGGCGCCAGAUGAGGUCCUCCACCAACAACUACCUGACGGCCCUCGCCAUCUCCGACCUCCUGUACCUGGUGUUCAUCUUCUCGCUCUCGAUCCGCCACCACCCCGGCAUGGACCACCCGCACCACUGGUUCUACUGGCACUACUUCCGCUACGCCCUCUGGCUCACCGACGCCAGCAGUAGUACCUCCAUUUGGCUGACAGUCACCUUCACUAUUGAACGGUACAUCGCUGUCUGCCAUCCUAUUAAAGGAAAGGUCUACUGCACCGAGAGCCGCGCUAUGAUCGUCAUCGGUGUGGUCUACGCUGUUUGCUUCACCCUGACUGCUUCGACGCCUCACGAGUGGGUCAUCGAGGAGGUUCGAAACAACGCCACGGGGACCUCGGUGCUCCGGCUCGACUAUUCGGACCUCGGGCGUAAUGAUACCUACAAGAUGGUGUUCUACUGGUUCACGGCCGUGUGCUUCAUCCUGCUUCCCCUCGUGCUGCUGUCCGUGUUCAACUCCUUCCUCAUUUACGUCGUGAAGCAAAGCCGAGCCCAGCGACGCACCAUGACCAGCCAGCGACUGGAGAGAGACAGUCACUCGCAGUCGCAGGAGAACAAGAUCACGGUGAUGCUGAUCGCGGUGGUGUUGUUGGCGCUCGUGUGCCAGCUGCCCGUGGCGGUGCUGCUGCUCUACAAGUCUUUUAAUGAGUCCGAACCCAACACCAUGUCUCGACAACAUCGAACGCGGGCCUCGGCAACAUCUUCAACCUGCUCUCGGCCAUCAACGCGGCCUGCAACUUCGUCCUGUACUGCGCCAUGAGCGACAAGUACCGCCGGACCUUCCUCCGCACCUUCUGCUCCCGCUGGUACCGUCAGCCGUCGCCCCUGCACUCCUGGAUGGCCACGGCGUACAGCAACGUGGAUGACGGCAGCCCCAGGUUCUCGAGGAU